This is a messenger RNA of Populus euphratica (Euphrates poplar), 321 nucleotides long. RefSeq names its product CLAVATA3/ESR (CLE)-related protein 27. The coding region runs from base 1 to 321 and encodes 106 amino acids. Lineage: Eukaryota; Viridiplantae; Streptophyta; Magnoliopsida; Malpighiales; Salicaceae. The record is from RefSeq and is a predicted model, not a curated record. The transcript has a single exon.
AUGUCGUUUGGCAGCUCUAGGAGAAUCAUGUACUCUACAUCUCUGGUGGUGGUCUUGGUCAUGUUUGUGUUCCAGAUUUGGGUCUGCGGUGUCUCCAACUGUAAGGCAGGAGCAAUAAGGUUACUUCAAGAGAAUGGCAUGGCAAAGUUUAAGGAGAGCGGCCAUAAUUUUACUGCAAAUAAUCACAAGAGCAAAGAAGAAUACUUCAGAAAGUACUUCAAUGGAAGAGGUAACACUUCUCAUGGUCUCAACAAAACUGAGAAAGGAUUUGAAGAGAGCAAAAGAAGAGUGCCCAGUUGUCCAGAUCCUCUCCACAACUAG